This is a messenger RNA of Macrosteles quadrilineatus (aster leafhopper), 1382 nucleotides long. Its product is annotated as cGMP-dependent 3',5'-cyclic phosphodiesterase-like. The record is from RefSeq and is a predicted model, not a curated record. The transcript is spliced from 9 exons. Gene Ontology annotation, biological process: positive regulation of gene expression; regulation of mitochondrion organization; negative regulation of receptor guanylyl cyclase signaling pathway. Gene Ontology annotation, cellular component: synaptic membrane; mitochondrial matrix; cytosol. NCBI's taxonomy places the organism in Eukaryota, Metazoa, Arthropoda, Insecta, Hemiptera, Cicadellidae. Gene Ontology annotation, molecular function: 3',5'-cyclic-GMP phosphodiesterase activity; 3',5'-cGMP-stimulated cyclic-nucleotide phosphodiesterase activity; protein homodimerization activity. Bases 112 to 1275 code for a protein of 387 amino acids.
UGUGUGUUUUAAAUAAAUAAACAGCAACUACGUUUUCUUGGAAAGAGUAAGGCUAUUGUGAUAGCGACAGUGAAAACAUUAAAACAGGAGGAAGUAAACUUUUGAGGAAAAAUGAAAACAUCUGUUGUGUUAGAAACUGCCAUACAAUCAUUAUUUCUCACCUCUCAUGUUUUCGGAGCACCCAAUGUUAGAGAUAGCAAUACGACAUUACAUAUCCUGGAAGAGGGAAGUUCAUUUGUUUGUAAAACAUCCCAGAAGUACUUUAACUUAUCAACAUUUGACUUUGAUCCUCGCAGCGUACUCUUUGAUGAUACCGCAUGCCUCAGUAUGCAAAUGUUCAAGGAAAUGGGAUUUGUUAAACAUUUUCACAUUCCUCCAGAAAACCUUUACAGGUUCAUCCUAAGAGCACAGGAAGGUUAUAGAAAUAUUCCCUACCACAAUUGGGACCAUGGAUUUGCAGUGCUCCAUUUUACAUAUGCAGUCUUAAAAAGCUGCAAUCAUACUCAAAAUAAUUGUUUUACGUUGCUGGAAGGACUGGCACUGCUUACUGCAGCUAUGUGUCAUGAUCUAGACCACCCUGGGACCACCAGCCAAUACCAGGAGGCCAUCAACAGUGAUAUAGCACAGAAGUACCGAGGGCUGGGCAGUAUCUUGGAGAGACAUCAUAUUGAAAAAACGUUGAGCAUCUUUGAACAUCCAGGGACCAACUUUAUUGCACAACUAUCCGAGACUGAACAUAAAGAAUUCAUAGAUCUCGUUAGACGAAUUAUCCUCGCAACAGACCUAAAGAAACAUUUCCAAGUUUUAUUGGAAGAGCAGACAAUGGCGAGUGAAGGUUAUAACAGAACUAACGCAAGACAUAGAGAAUUGUUACGAUCAGUCGUCAUCAGCUCGGCGGAUCUGAGUGAUCUGACAAAGGGACGGAGAACUGUGAGAAAAUCUGCUAAACUAGUCAACAUGGAGUUUUUUGACCAAGGAGAUAAAGAAAAGGCGAUGGGACUAUUGCCUCUAAAAAUGAUGGAUAGAACACACACCAACAUAGCAGAAGAACAGGCUAAAUUCAUCUCCAAAGUGGUCAUGCCUGUUUAUCGGGUACUUGCAGCAUUGUGUCCUGAAGUCCAAGGUUGUAUAAAUAAAUUGGAAAACAAUUUACAGUUUUGGCAAAAUGCUAUGUCCUACUUUGAAGAGCAAUCAAACAGAAACCGAAGCCAGUUAGAAAUACUCGAAGAUGUUGAACUUGAUAAAAUCUCUCUCUUCAGAAAGAAUAAAGAUUAAGAACCCAGUGAUUAUGGUUACUAGAAUUUGAGGCACCAAAACUAAGGGAACUCAAGUUUCUUGUCUCCAUCCACCAUCCCCCACCCUCAAACAAAAAGUAAAAUAGU